AUGACUCACACAAACAACGACAACGACAACAACAACCGAAAGGAAUUGAGAAUAAACAACUGCAGACGUCGGAGGAGGAAUACUAUGCUUGUCAGUGUGUGUGCUUACGCCAUCACAUUAACAUUCGUGACAUUCGUGACAUUCGUGACAACAAUACCGUCAACAGAUGCCUUUGGCUUGCGAAGCAUAACGAAACGCUUACGACCGAAACGGAUUCCUGAUUCAGAGCGAUAUUCGAAUAACCUUGACAACAACAAUGUUGAUUCGUGGUCCAAAUCGGCCUCAGGCAGACGAUCGAGUCCCUUGCAAGUCCGAAAACGAGUGAAAGCAGUACUUCAAAAGGCACGAUCCAGGACGGGAGUAGAAAACAAAUCAGUACCUCCUGAUGCCAGCACUGUUGCGGAAAUUGCUUCCAUUGGUGGAUGGACAGAAGACUUACGGAUCGACCUCUCUUCGAAAACACCGGAAGAAUCCAACGGAAAGGCUUCAUCUACUCAAGUGAUGAAUGGAAAAAGCAAUGCUGAGGAGAACGAGACAACAACCGUACAACCAAUCCCAAUCCCUUCAGAUGAUGAAGUGAUGAAAGAGGAACGAAAUCAAAAGCCAGAGGAAUUUGAUGUGGUUCGUGGAGACAUUUCCACUGCCAAUGAAUUCUAUGAACCCAUACCCUUUAAACUACCUACUCUGAGACUGGAACAAAAGGCAUUGCUAGCCAAGGGCGAACGCGUUCAAGAACAAGCUCGCAUGGGACGAGAAGGAUCGGGAUAUGUGGUUCUCGAUGUCAAAGCACCUCCUUAUGUCGUUUGGGAAUGUCUACUCGAUUUUGAGUCGUACCCCCAAACCAUUCCUACUGUCAGGGACAUGCAACUCUAUACGACUGAAAAACUCAAUACUGGCUCUGCCAAUGAAAAGGCAAAGCUUCCUGGGAACGGUCGGGGAACGAGACACUAUGGAACUCCCAGCGUCACUCGGGCCAAGUUUGUUCUCAGCAAAUUUCGAUUGAAUAUUGCUGCCGUACAUACUUACACACCACAUCCUGAUGGAGACUACAUGAUCUUUACAUUGGACAAGUCAUGUACCAACAUGGUUCUCAAGGGAGCCAAGGGUAUUUGGUACACGGAAGAGAAUCCUGAUGGACGAGAGGGCUACACUCGCGUCUACUUGCUAUGCGAAGUCUCUGUUUCAAGAGCACUGCCAUCCUUCAUUGUGGAUUACACUGCCGAUCGGGCCAUGCCUAGAGCUACAACAUGGUUGAAACCACAAGUGGAGGCAGCUGCUGAUUUGUGGCUCAAGAAACCCCCAUGA
Molecule: messenger RNA, 1305 nt
Organism: Cylindrotheca closterium
Lineage: Eukaryota; Bacillariophyta; Bacillariophyceae; Bacillariales; Bacillariaceae
Source: the annotation of a GenBank genome assembly